Malania oleifera is the source of this 2801-nucleotide messenger RNA. RefSeq lists its product as uncharacterized. The transcript is spliced from 4 exons. The coding region runs from base 722 to 2377 and encodes 551 amino acids. Gene Ontology annotation, molecular function: ATP binding; protein kinase activity. NCBI's taxonomy places the organism in Eukaryota, Viridiplantae, Streptophyta, Magnoliopsida, Santalales, Ximeniaceae. Gene Ontology annotation, biological process: spliceosomal complex assembly; protein phosphorylation; regulation of mRNA processing. The record is from RefSeq and is a predicted model, not a curated record.
GUUGGAAGUCGUUUCUUAGCAUUUGACGAACGCAAAUCUCUUUUGAGAGAUGCAGAGAAUACUGCCGUAAAAGACCACUAUCCUGUUCGUAGCCGACACGUAGGCUCUAGUCCUACGAGACACUUAUUAAAUGCCACGUGUGUGCGCAGUCACGAGCUUCAGCCAACCUGGAAAGUUGUCCAACAUGAUAGGUCCCAUUCAGAGGUCGACACUUCUCCGCUAAAUUACCCAAUAAAAGUACGCCACGUUGCUGCUUUGUUCCUAUGACGUGGCAUUUCUCGUCUCAACCCACACCACGUCACCUCCCUCGGGGCUCCGGCUGCACUCAAUCAUUUCUUGUUGGUCAGCUCCUGUGAGCCUGUUCAUCCGCCCACGCGCCUCACCGCGAGUGUUCUUAAUCAUCCUGCCUUCGCAGUCACGCUCUCUCCAUACGUCGCUCUCCCUCUCUUAGAGCUGUCAUUUUCUUUAUAAAUUCAUCAUUUCCUUUAAUUUCCCGGCAAGACAGCCUGCGAGUAUAACAAAUUCAAGCUCUCUCUCUCUUUCCACUUCGAAACCCUAGCUGUUGCUCCAGAACCGCCACCAGCCGCCCCGGCCGCAAUUGCUGCCACCAUCUGGGGCAUGGAACUAUAGGGCAUCGAUUCCUAGUUCAAUCAUUGUCGACCUUUCGAUUCGAUUUUCGAUCGAGCCUUCGUUCUGUCAGGUCAGGUCCGCCCGAAUUUUGAUGGCGGACGAUUUGAACGGUAACAGGAGCGAGACCAGCGAGUACACGUCGGAGGACGAAGGAACCGAGGACUACAGGAAAGGCGGAUACCACGCGGUGCGAAUCGGGGAUACCUUUAAGAAUGGUUGUUAUGUUGUGCAGAGCAAGCUUGGGUGGGGGCACUUCUCCACGGUUUGGCUGGCAUGGGACACUCAGAAAUCCAGAUAUGUUGCUUUGAAAGUUCAAAAGAGUGCUCAGCAUUACACUGAAGCGGCGAUGGAUGAGAUCAAGAUCCUUAAACAGAUCUCUGAAGGGGACCCUGAUGACAAAAAAUGUGUUGUGAAGCUUCUGGAUCAUUUUAAGCACUCGGGACCAAAUGGGCAGCAUGUGUGUAUGGUUUUUGAAUACCUGGGCGAUAAUCUUUUAACCCUUAUUAAGUAUAGUGACUACCGUGGUGUUCCUCUCCACAUGGUCAAAGAAAUUUGUUUCCAUGUAUUAGUUGGCUUGGAUUACUUGCAUCGCCAGCUUUCAGUGAUACACACUGAUUUAAAGCCAGAGAAUAUCUUGCUUUUGUCAAUGAUAGACCCUUCCAAAGAUCCUGGGAAAUCUGGGUCUCCUCUCAUCCUUCCGUCUAGCAAGGAUAAAAUUGUGUCCGAAUCUGUCAUUUCAAAAGACAUCAAGGGUUUGAAUGGGGAUCUUACAAAAAAUCAGAAAAAAAAGAUUCGAAGAAAGGCUAAACGAGCAGCUCAAGGUUGCGUGGGUAAAGAGGCUUCUGAGGAAACUGAGUUGGAUACGAAAACAACUGAACCAGUAAAAUCCAAUAAUGAUUCAAAUUCAAAUGGGAAUUCCAUUGAUGAACAGCCUGACAGUUCAGAGAAAAAGGAAAACUCUGCAAACAGUGAUGGAACAAGGGAUGCUUGUCAACCGGAUCAGGGUCGCCGGAGAGGCAGCCGCUCAACAAGGCAGAAGCUGUUGGCUUCAGUUGACCUUAAGUGCAAAUUGGUUGACUUUGGGAAUGCUUGUUGGACGUACAAACAAUUCACAAGUGAUAUCCAGACAAGGCAGUAUAGGUGUCCAGAGGUUAUUCUUGGAUCUAAGUACUCAACUUCAGCAGAUCUAUGGUCUUUUGCUUGCAUUUGCUUUGAACUGGCCACUGGAGAUGUUCUCUUUGAUCCUCAUAGUGGUGAUCAUUAUGAUAGGGAUGAGGAUCACUUGGCACUGAUGAUGGAGCUCCUUGGAAUGAUGCCCCGCAAGAUAGCAUUGGGUGGCCGGUAUUCACGAGAUUUUUUCAACAGAUAUGGAGAUUUGAGGCACAUUCGCAGGUUGAGAUUCUGGCCGCUUAACAAGGUUCUCAUUGAGAAGUACGACUUCAGUGACCAAGAUGCAAAUGACAUUUCUGAUUUUCUCAUUCCCUUGCUUGAUUUUGUCCCUGAAAAAAGACCAACAGCAGCUCAAUGUCUUGGUCAUCCAUGGUUUAGUACGGGCCCUCGACAUCUUCAGCCUUCCCUGGCAGGCGACUUUCAACCCCAGGCCAAGGAUGAAGAUACACCUGAGAAGAAGAGGGAGAAGGAUGAGAGGGAAGCAAUGGAGGUUGGGGUAGGGAAUAUAGCAAUUGAUGUGGAUUCAAAACCAUUCAAAGAACCUCAAUCUAUGCCAAACCCACCAGAACAUAUUUGAGUUGCUUUUGAUUUUAUGUUUCUUUGUGCAACCCUUUCUUUACACCCACAGCCUUGCUGAAUUCUGAAUCACCUUUACCAAUGUGAAUAUUCUUUCCCCAUCCAUUUGAGAACCAACCACCUUUUUUGGGUAUUGGACACCGAAAGCAUUUAGCCAUUUGGGAUGUGAAAAAUCAAUGGCCAGGUGGUUGGUGCCUGCUACUUCUCAAGCAUGCUCUAAUUACUGGAGCUCCUCCAGCAUUUACACCCCAUGUUCAACGGAUCUGGAUUGGUAUUCCUGAUGAGAUCUCUGUGUUUUUUUUUUUUUUUUGGAGAAUUCAUGUAUCAAGCUUCUUUCUAGAUUAGAUGCCGAAUUCAUAUAUGGUUGAUUGGAUCAAAAUGUACAUUUGAUUUGAGAGUUCUUUACUUCUGCUAUUUUUCGUCUA